Messenger RNA from Paramecium pentaurelia, 1637 nucleotides. The record is from the annotation of a GenBank genome assembly. NCBI's taxonomy places the organism in Eukaryota, Ciliophora, Oligohymenophorea, Peniculida, Parameciidae.
AUGUAAAAGCUAAUAGAUGAAUUAAACUUAACUAAAUACAAAUCAGUCGAAUAGGUAGUUAGAAUUUACACCUUCUUUAAGACUAAAGAAUUGAAUGUUUAAAUAAAAUUUACUUUCGAUGAUCUCUACUAGUGUUUGGUAUUGAAGUUAAACUCAAAAUUUAGUUAAAUAAUGAAAAAAGUUUUUUGAUUGAAUAUUUGGUUUGCUUAUAUUUGGAAGUACAUCUUAAUGAUAUACAUCAUCCGUAUAUUUAAUUGUUGAUGAAUUAAAAGUAUGAUUAUAUAAUUAUUUAGUCGAUGUAUUCGUUAAUGUUUAAUUUUCAAUGAAAUGGCAAAUAUUUUAAGAUUUUUGAUAGAGCAUCAUAAAAUUGCAGAUCCUAUUGAAAUUCUUGAUGAACAAUUUAAUGAAUUAGAUUUUGAUAACAAAAUAGAGAUCUUAAUUUUUAUUGUUAAUAUAUUAGCUUUUUAAAGCAAAUGGUUUAAUGGAGUAAUUUAAAACAAAAUUUAAUUAUUUUAAAAAGGUAUAGUGAAAGAAAAGAAAUAAGAGUCUAAAAAAUAAUGGUAAGAAGAACUUCAUGAAUUAUAUGGUUAAUAAGAUGAAAUUAUUAUUGAAGAACGUAGGAUAUUGAGUAGAAAAUAAUUAGCUAUUUCAAAUAAAAAAAGAAUAAAGGAAAUUGAAAAAGAAAAAGAGGAACUUGAUGAGAGAAUAAUUAAAUUAAAUAAUUUAAUUGAUAUUGAUAUUUAAGAAUUAUAAAAAUUUGGAGUGAAUUCAAUGAAAAUUAUAUUUAGAGAUGAAGAAUGUUGUGUUUGGAUUAUUUAAGCUAUGCCUGAUUAUAUUUUAAUAAAAAUAAAUAAAAAUUUUAAUUUAAUUUAUGGAUAUGAAAUCCAUUAAUUAAUAAAUAAAAUUGAUGAUGGAAUGUUGAAAAAAUGUUUAGAAUUACAAUUAUUUUGUGAAGAAAAACGAAAAGUAUAAUUAAGCAAAGAUAUUUAAUUUUAAUUGGAUUAAAAUGGAUUACAUUAAUAUAAAAAAUAAGAUGGAAAACCUGAAUACUUAAUAUUUUGUUAGAAUGUAAAUAAUUUAAAUGAAAUUCUUAUUAAUAUGAUAUUAGAAAUAGAAGAAAAAAUAACAUAAUUUUUUCGCUAAUAUUUAUAAUUAAAUUGGACAUAUCCAUAUAAUAGAAAUAUGUGGAGAGAAGAAAUAAAAGAAGGUAAUGUUCAAGAUUUUAUUUAUUCAUUUUUAAGUAAAAUUAAUUAAUUUAAAAGUCGAUAUUAUGAAUUUGAUAAUGAUGAUGAAAUUCCAGAUGAUUAUAAAGAUAAAAAAAGUAAGAUAUAUAGAUUCUAUAUUUAGUUCCUUUAUUCUAUUAUUAUAAAAAUUUAAGUCAAGAUUUAUAAGAAGUAUAAAAUUGUGAUUAUGCUUAUGUUCUUAUAUUAUAUUGUAGAGUUUUGAGUUAAUAUAAUAGAAAUAUUGAAAGAUAAAAAGAGAAAUUAGUUGAAUUAGCUGAAUAAGCUGAAUAAAAUAAUAUUAAAUAACACCAAAAAUCUAUUUAACCUGCUAAACCAAAAAGAGCAUUGAGAGCAAUAAUUGAUGACGAUGAUGAUGAUGAAGAUUUUAAUUUAAAUUCUUACUAUUAUAGAUGA